Trichogramma pretiosum is the source of this 3494-nucleotide messenger RNA. It is a transcript of the gene Su(var)3-9, whose product is annotated as histone-lysine N-methyltransferase SUV39H2. Gene Ontology annotation, molecular function: histone H3K9 methyltransferase activity; protein binding; zinc ion binding. NCBI's taxonomy places the organism in Eukaryota, Metazoa, Arthropoda, Insecta, Hymenoptera, Trichogrammatidae. The transcript has 3 exons. Gene Ontology annotation, cellular component: nucleus. The coding region runs from base 814 to 2634 and encodes 606 amino acids. The record is from RefSeq and is a predicted model, not a curated record.
UCGGCGCGCUGCCGAUGAUGUUGUGCCGCGUACGCUUCACGGGCGAGCGAAUUUCGUAGGUUAAAAGCCGCCCGGUCUGUACGCGAAAGCUCUACGUAAAAAUUGUGUAAAAUAGUCAGAAAAAAGGGAGAGAAAGAGAGAGAGAGAAAGUAUAAAAAUAAAACAACGAUGAUAGUCCAAACUGGGCGGUAGAGCAUCCACACGGAGCUUGGUUAAACAGCGUUAACGUGUAUCGAGCAACAACAACUAUGUGCUUGGGUGCGUGUGCGCGAAACAAAUUCGAUGGACGCAGUUGACGAGUGUGUGUGUACACAACAACACGAGAAAAAGUUAUCGCGACGACGACCGCUGCUGCUGCUUUUGCUGCCGACUGCACGUCUAUCGCGACGAACCGAGAGAUAGGUAUAAGAUAUAGCAUAAGUAUCGAAUAGCAGAGAAGCGAGCGAGAGAGAGUGAGCGCCAUCGGACGCGGCGAAAAAGUUUAGCCAGCAGAAGAGGCACACCGACAGACAGACAAGGCGCUAGGCUAGCCGCGUGCUCCGACUUGAUCGCCACUGCUGCCGUAUCUUCUAGUCCUGCUCGAGGAGAGCACAAUCAACAAAGGAACCGCUCGAAGAGUCGGUAGAAUCGAAUGAAGAAUUGAUCAGAGGGCAAUACAUAAAGGAGGCUCUCUACAAACCGUCAAUAACUCGCAACCAAUUUUUAGAUAUUAUCUUGAAUGACAAGGACAAAGAAGUUUAAAAAAGCACGAGAAACGACCCGCUGGAGAAAAUAUAAGAAAAUCGGUUUACCACAAACGUGAACAUAGGUAAUAUGUGGUCGAGGUAUGGCAAAUCAAAGAGCAAGAAGAAGCGCAAUAGGGUUGUUAAAAAUGACCUGGUGAACGGAGAGCUGGACACUUCCACAGAUAUCGAAGUAAAUGGUCUGUUGAACGGGACACUGAAUGGAGAGCUGGAUAGUUCUAAGGAUAUUGAACAAGAAAGUGAACUUUCUGACGGGACGCUGAAUAUUGAGCUCAAUAGCUCUAAAGAUAUUGAACAAGAAAGUGAAGUGUCUGACGGGACUCUGAAUAGUGAGCUGGAUAGUUUGAAAGACAUUGAACAAGAACAUGAACUGCCGAACGGAUCGACGAUCGAAGAGCUGGACAAUUCCAAAGACGUUGACGAAGAUGUCAGCGACACAGCGACCACGAUUACGACGACGACGGCAACAGACACCUCGGAAUUUCCCGAGUUCUGUCCGCUCACCGGCAAAAAAUUAGUCUGGAAAGAGGUUCGGGUCAAAAUGAAGCGGGUGUCGAUCGAUCUAUCCUCGAGCAGUCGCGAGAACCACGAGCACGACGAAAGCAACGACAACGACAGCGAACAACCGAGAAAGUACAUAAAGCGAGAGGUGGUCAAAGAGGAGUUUGAGGUCGAGGCGAUACUGGACAAGGCGGUGUCGAACAACACGACUUACUACCUCAUUAAGUGGAAAGGCUGGGCGGAGGAUUUCAACUCGUGGGAGCCCAAGCGCAAUCUCAAAUGCAAAAACCUGCUGGAUGUAUUCGAAUUCGAGGACCAUCGUUUCCAGAUGGUCCAGACCUUUCGAAAGCUGGUGAAUUUCAACAGGCCCAGCCGGGGACAAAUGGUGCGCUACAUGCUCGAGCUCAAGCGACACAAUAGCAGCAUCGACGAUCCGAUCAACUGGGAUCCGUUCUACGAAAAAUUGGCCAAGUUCAACAAAUCGCCGACGAGCGCCUGGAGCGCGGAAGUCCUCCGGGACCUGAAGGACGAGGUGUUUCACGCGCUGACCAAGCAGGAGCGCGUCAAGCAGCUCAAGACCCUCUCCGACUGGGAGGACGAGAUGAACGACAUCGCCAAGAAUCAGCCGAACAUCAAGGUGGAGAACGAGGUGGAUCUGGAGGGACCGCCGGCCAACUUUACGUACAUCAACGUCUACCAGGCAACGGAGGGCGUCAUCAUCCCCGAGGACCCGAUAAUCGGCUGCGGAUGCGACAACUGCGACUGGAAGAAGAGGGACUGCUGCUACGCCCAGUACGGCGCGUUGUUCCCGUACACGGCCACGGGUCGUAUCCGCGUGAAGCCCGGCACGCCCAUCUACGAGUGCAACAAGCGCUGCAGCUGCUCGGACGACUGCCGCAAUCGCGUCGUGCAGAAGGGCUCCAAUGCGAAGCUCUGCAUCUUUCGCACGGACAACGGCCGGGGCUGGGGUGUCAAGACGCUGCGAGGCAUCACCAAGGGCACCUUCGUCAUACAGUACGUCGGCGAGGUCAUCACCAACGAGGUGGCCGGUGUACGCAGCAAGAAGCACGAGCAGACCGGUCGCACCUACCUCUUCGAUCUGGACUACAACGAGCCCGACGGCAGCCCGUGCAAGUACACGGUCGACGCCGAGGAGCGCGGCAACGUGUCGCACUUCAUCAAUCACUCCUGCGAACCGAAUCUCGCCGUGUACGCCGUCUGGAUCAACUGUAUGGAUCCGGACAUGCCGCAGCUCGCUUUAUUCGCCACCCGUGACAUCAAGCAGAACGAGGAGAUCACGUUCGAUUACAAUUCGCAGGGCCAGAAGCUCGAUCAGGGAAACAUUCGAUGCAAGUGCGGCGCGGCCGGCUGCAAGCGAUAUCUUUUUUAACGAAAAAAAAAAAAAAAAAGUUAAUUAAUUAAUUAAUCCGUAGCUUCGCACUUUUGUAUAUUUGUACACUGGAGAUAAUUCUGGUUUAGAUUAACGUGAAAAUUGAUAGAACAUGUAGUAUGCUGGUAGUGGACAAGCAAAAAGAAAUCUAUUUUUGUACAAUCGAAUCUUCUGUAGAGUGCGAUUCAAUUUUGAAGCCUCUUACGAAAAGUAGGAUAUUUACAUUCAAGUUAACACAUAAACUUCUUACUUUUCGUAAGGGGCGUCGAUUUGUAGUGUAAACUUGUUAUAAGUAUUUGAUAAGUUGAUGAGAGCACCAGACAGUUUAUUGAGUCGUUUUUUAUAUAUUUUAGUGUAAAAAGAAAUUGUUGGCGACUACAUGAACGUUAAUUUUAAAUAUUAUAAAAAAUGAUUGUAUUUUGUAACAUAUUCUAUUAUUAUACUACGUAUGAAUAGAAACGAGAUCAAUUUUUUAAGUCUAUGGAAGAUUCGCUGUCUCGACAAACAAAAUGUUAAUCUUGUAAAUUUUUCCUCUUACAAAGAGCUCACGAAACCUGACUGUAAGCUCUCGUUGUAGAAAAUUUGAUGAGAUUUUGUUUUCGAACAAUAAAUGAACUAUAUCUAUUAUAUAUAUAUAAUGUAAGCUCGAAAGUUCUUUGAUUGCUUUUAAGUCAGUGAUUUCAUUGUAUAAUAAUUAUUAAUAUUAUAUGAUUCAAUAUGUAUCAUACAUACCAGGCAAGUUCUUAUAUUUAAAUAAAUUGGAGCAAUGACCUAUUAUAGACCUAGUUAAAUAUGAAUCAUUCAAUUUGUAAAAUAAAAAAAAAUAAUGCGUGAAUAAUAAUAAUAGACAAUGAAUUAAA